Messenger RNA from Parasteatoda tepidariorum (common house spider), 1669 nucleotides. RefSeq names its product leucine-rich melanocyte differentiation-associated protein. The record is from RefSeq and is a predicted model, not a curated record. Gene Ontology annotation, molecular function: protein binding. NCBI's taxonomy places the organism in Eukaryota, Metazoa, Arthropoda, Arachnida, Araneae, Theridiidae. Gene Ontology annotation, biological process: melanocyte differentiation.
GAACAAAAAAUAAGUUGGUAUAAAUCCCUGUUACAAUUUCUUUCAAUCCUGCUUACGACGAUGUAAAUUCGAACAUGUGUUUCGAUUUACAACUGUGGCCUUGUUCAGCACUUUCUCGCUCGUAGAGGAUGAUUAUUUUCUGACCGAUUUGCUAAUGAUGCAGGAACUGUCGGAUGAAAGUAGUAUCGCCGAUUCGUACAGUGUGGGAAGUUUAGGUGACAGUGCAGAGGAUUUGCUGGAAUAUGAGAACAAAAAAUAUUCACACCUUUGCAUAGUGACUUAUUGGACGAAAGAGAAGGUCGUGUGUGCCUUAGAUCUCUCUUAUAUUGGACAAGACUGCUAUGCCAUUCCAAGUAUUUUAGGCAAAAUUUACGGAAGUCAGACACGUAGACUAGACUUAAGUUUUAACUCAAUUAGGUCUUUAGAAAAUGUCCAACUGUUUCCUGUUCUGGAAGAGCUGAUUUUAGACAACAAUGACCUGAAUGAUUUAGUCUCUUUCAUUCCACUGCCUCACCUUCACACCCUAUCACUUAACAAGAAUCAUUUUUUAGAUUUAGAAACCCUUCUUAAACAGUUGACUCGCUGUUAUCCAGAAUUGACGUACCUGAGUUUGCUUGGGAAUCCGGCCUGUCCAGAUCAACUUUCCAAUUUGGAAAAAGAUGACGAAGAUUAUCAAAGAUAUAGGUAUUAUAUUGUGCACAAUAUUCCGAAGUUGAAGUUCCUAGACUCGACGCCUGUAAAAGUAUUCGAAAAGACAGAAGCUCAAAGGAUUGGCGCAUACAUGAAAGUAUCUCGACCAAGAAUAGAUGUUGCUCAAGAAGCUAGUGCCGAAGCUGAUGCACCACGUUAUUCACCACUUCCACCCACUACAAAACCCGGUGGAACGCAUAGAGGUUCCUUUGGCAGAUUAAAACAACGGUAUACUGGAACACAGUCUGAAGGAAACAGAUUUAUUCGGGAUAAUGAACUUUAAAAACAUUUGAAAAGCUUGUAAAUUAAGCCUUGAAUCAAGAAGGUUCAUAUUAUUGGAGUCAAGGUGAAAAGGCACCUGCACGAAUUCCACUAUUGUUCUCUUUAUAACACAAAAUUCUUAGCAAUGCAAUCAUAUAUUAAUAUAAAAUUAACUACACAUUUUGAAACAUUUACUUCAAGAAAUUUAUAAGUACUAAAAUUAUUCAAAAUAUGAUGCAUUUCUUUUAGGAUACAAGCCUUUAAAAUUUAAUCAAUAUUCAUGAAAUAACUUCAUGUCAGUUUUCACUGUAAUGGCAACUGAUACCAUUUUGAAGAUCAAAAAAAGUUAUGGUGUACCAUAAAAAAAGUCUACAAAAUGAGUCCCGUCUAUUACUUUUUUGAUAAACUUGCUCUAUUAUUUUGUGUUGUGUUUGUAUUUUUUAAUUAACUAUCAAUUUUUUCAAUGUAAAUAUUUACAAAGAAAAAACUGAAAUUUAUAAAUAUUUAACUCAAUAUUCAAAUGUUCAGCUAAAACCCAAUGUAUUCAAUUCUAGUCAAAAGACGAGUUCAAUAUCUUUUUUCAAAAACUCAAUUAUACCUUUUUACACUGAAACUGUCACCUUUUUUCUUGUAAGUUUUUGGUUUCUAAAAUAAAAUAAAAACCUGUUAAGAUAUUUGUACCAUUUAACAAAUGUAAUAAAAAAUUAUUUUAUCAUAA